UUCUUUCGUGUUUUUUUUUUUAGUGUGUGUUGAUUUUUAGCGGCGAGAGGUGUGCAUGUUCCGAACAGUUAAGCAAAAUAAAUAAAUAAUUGGCACUAAGAAGAAAAGUGCAACUUAUUUCAGUUAGAUAGCGAUUAAAUAAACGACGCGAUGCGCAACCUAGACGAUUUAUUUAAUUGUAUUUUAUGCUAACAUUUGGUAAUCGUGCGGCAGAAUUUGUGAUGCGCACAGAGCACAAGUUUGAGCGCAAAGAAAAACGGUCAAAAGAAGGUGCAAAUGAAAAUCAAAGGAGAAAAUCUAAUAUACGAGUGAAAAUUUCAAAUAGUUGUUAAUAUAUAAUCAAGUAUAUGCCAAUAUAUACCCAGCAUAUAUACAAAUGAAUAUUUCUGUUCUGAUGUUGCCUAUGUGUUUGUGAGUGUGCAUGUGUGUGUGUGCUUUUGCUUGUUCGUGUGCCAAACAAAAAAAAGGGCGUCACAGUUGAAAUUGUAUGCAGCCAAAAGCAAAUCAACACUAAAACCCAGACCACAACGGACCAAAGCUAUUGGGAGGCAACUGUUUGAGAUCUUUGCCAGCAAUAUGCAAUAAUGGAUUCGUUAAAAACGGUGACCAGUGGUCGGGAUCAUUUAACGCUGCAGCCGCUGCAGAAACUGCGCUCGUCUCGCGGUUCCAGCUCCAAUUUACGGUCAAGUCGCUCACCCUCCGCAAGCCGAAGCAGCGAGCAAAUGUCCCGGGAGCGCAGCAGCGACUCAACAACAACAGCAGCAGGAGCAGCAGCAGCCGUCGCCACAACAGCAACAUCGACAACAACCACAGCAGCAGCAGCAGCAACCACAACAACAACAACAAUUGCAACAUCGUCGAGUACGUCGGCAGCGUCGACGACAGUCAAUAGCAAUUCGUCGGCAUCGUCCAUCACAGUGGCAGCUGCACAGGCGGCUGUCUACAGCGGCGGCAACACGGUGACCGGCAGCCUUGGCAGCACCGGGGGCGUGGCAGUGCGCGGUUUUCGCAGCCACAGCCCCACCCACCGUCGACGCAGCCGUGAGCGACAGCGACGCACACAUGGCUCCGAUCAAGGCGGUCUGCUCGCAUAUAGCGGCCUUAUAGGCGCUGCUGAUAUGUCCGAUUUUGUUGUCACUGUCGGUGGUGGUGGUGGAGGUGGAGGUGGUGGAGGUAGCGCUGGCACUGGCAGCGGCUUGGAAGACUCUCGUCUAUCGGGCAAUGAGGAUUAUUACUCGUCCUUUGUCUCCGAUGAGUUUGAUGGCAGCAAGAAGCUGCAUCAUCGACACACUCACGAACGGAGCUCCAGUGUGCAGGCCAUUGAUCGUCUCAAUACGAAAAUACAGUGCACCAAGGAGUCCAUUAGGCAGGAACAAACUGCCCGAGAUGACAAUGUCAAUGAGUAUCUGAAACUCGCAGCCAGCGCCGACAAACAGCAACUACAACGCAUAAAGGCGGUGUUCGAGAAGAAAAACCAGAAAAGCGCACACAGCAUUUCGCAGCUGCAGAAAAAGUUGGACAACUAUACAAAACGGGCCAAGGAUCUGCAGAAUCAUCAAUAUCAGACAAAGAGUCAGCACCGACAGCCGCGCGAAGUGUUGCGAGACGUGGGCCAAGGAUUGCGCAAUGUGGGCGGGAAUAUCCGGGAUGGCAUCACGGGCUUCUCCGGUUCGGUGAUGUCCAAGCCGCGCGAAUUUGCGCAUCUCAUUAAGAACAAAUUUGGCAGUGCCGACAAUAUAAAUCAAAUGAGUGAGGCCGAGUUGCAAGGCAUGCAGGCCAAUCCGGAUGCACUGAGUGCGGCCGGCGAACGUUUGCAGCAGCUGCCAGGAAUGGGUACCUCAACGGGUUCUGGCGGUGGCAACAAUAACAACAACACUGGCACUGGCAGCGGCACUGGAAAAUUCAACAGCGACAAUGGCAGUGAAUGCAGCAGCGUCACCAGCGAAAGCAUACCAGCUGGCUCUGGCAAGAGUCAAUCGGGCGCCAGCCAAUACCAUAUUGUUCUAAAGUCACUGCUAACCGAGCUGGCCGAGCGUAAGGCUGAGAACGAUAAGCUUAAAGAGCGAAUCGAACGUCUUGAGACGAGCCAAAAGGAGUUCAACAAUUUGACCUCUACUCUGGAAAGUGAACGCUAUCGUGCCGAGGGAUUGGAAGAGCAAAUCAAUGACUUGACGGAAUUGCAUCAGAAUGAAAUUGAGAAUCUGAAGCAAACAAUUGCUGACAUGGAAGAGAAAGUACAAUACCAAAGCGAUGAAAGACUACGUGACGUCAACGAAGUGCUCGAGAAUUGUCAAACAAGGAUAUCGAAAAUGGAGCAUAUGUCGCAGCAGCAAUAUGUCACCGUCGAGGGCAUCGAUAACUCAAAUGCCCGUGCUCUGGUUGUGAAACUCAUCAAUGUGGUAUUAACGAUAUUGCAAGUGGUGUUGCUAUUGGUGGCAACAGCCGCUGGCAUUAUAAUGCCAUUUCUUAAAACAAGGGUUCGCGUGUUGACCACAUUUCUGACGAUUUGUUUCAUCAUAUUUGUGAUACGCCAAUGGCCGGAUGUGCAGGAUAUAGGCGCAGGCCUGGUGCGACAUCUCAAACAGUCGCUGGUGGUCAAGUAAAACGCUAGCGACUAAGCCUCCAUGUUCGAUUAGUAGACUCUUAAUGUUAUUAGUAUUAAGUUAAAUAAAAGUGCAUAUUUUGUAUAUAGCUUAUAAAUACACAAGAACGCAAUAAUUUAAAUUCGAAUUAGUUACAAGACAAAACGCGCAUCACAUGAACGACUCACAUAUAUACAUAAGUUCAUAAAUGAAUACAAGUUGUACAAACAAAUAAAAAA
This is a messenger RNA of Drosophila innubila, 2821 nucleotides long. RefSeq names its product transmembrane and coiled-coil domains protein 2 (gene Dmtn). The record is from RefSeq and is a predicted model, not a curated record. Lineage: Eukaryota; Metazoa; Arthropoda; Insecta; Diptera; Drosophilidae. Gene Ontology annotation, cellular component: endomembrane system. The coding region runs from base 585 to 2603 and encodes 672 amino acids. The transcript has 10 exons.